CCCAGCCUGGAACUUGAGCCCUCCGGAGACGUAUUACGCGCGGGUUCUGGUACCUUUUUAUCGCGGACUCCCCUGCUCUGUCUUCCCGCCUGCUCCCUCGUAGCGCGAGCCUCUUCCCGACCCGCAGGUCCGGUCCCGCGCGGUGCAGUCCCCGCCGAGCGGCGAUGCGCCUUAUUCAGAACAUGUGUACCAUCGCCGAGUACCCCGCCCCGGGCAGCGCAGCCGCCGCCGAUUGCUGCUUAGGGGCGGCGGGCCGCCGCCUGGUCAAGAUCGCCGUGGUUGGGGCCAGCGGCGUGGGCAAGACCGCUCUGGUCGUCCGGUUCCUCACCAAACGAUUCAUUGGUGACUAUGAAAGAAAUGCAGGUAAUCUCUAUACCAGACAAGUCCAAAUAGAAGGCGAAACCCUGGCUAUUCAGGUUCAAGACACUCCAGGUAUUCAGGUCCACGAGAACGGCCUGAGCUGCACGGAGCAGCUGAAUCGGUGCAUCCGCUGGGCCGACGCCGUGGUGAUCGUCUUCUCCAUCACCGACUACAAGAGCUACGAACUCACCGGCCAGCUCCACCAGCACGUGCAGCAGCUGCACCUGGGCGCCCGGCUGCCCGUGGUGGUCGUGGCCAACAAGGCCGACCUGCUGCACAUCAAGCAGGUGGACCCCCAGCUCGGACUGCAGCUGGCCAGCAUGCUGGGCUGCUCCUUCUACGAAGUGUCCGUCAGCGAGAACGACAACGACGUCUACAACGCCUUCCACGUGCUGUGCAAAGAAGUGAGUCACAAGCAGCAGCCCAGCAGCACUCCAGAGAAGCGGCGCACCUCCCUCAUCCCCAGGCCCAAGUCCCCCAACAUGCAGGACCUCAAGCGGAGGUUCAAGCAAGCCCUCUCUGCCAAAGUCAGGACUGUCACCUCCGUCUGACGCCGGGGUGGGGCGCUCCAGGGGGUUUGGUCUUCCCGGGAAGAGAGACCCAAGGUUCAGCAGGAACGUUGGAUGCUGGCAGUGAGUCAUGGGUCCAGAAAGGGCUGGAGCCAAGGGGCCAAGAGAGCCUACGGAACUGCGGCCGAAGAAGAAGCGCUGUCCUAAGCAGGGGGACAGAACUGAGGUGGCUGGAACGAGCCCACUGAGCCACCCUGUGAAUAUGUGAAACGUCCCCCCCCCGUGUUGUGGCUCUUCCUCCGGAGUGGGGGAGGGACACGAGGGGUUCAGAUUUUGUCAACAACCUUGUAAAUGAUGGUCAGUUGUAGUCUCCCCCAUGUAUUGAUGUGAUUUACAGCGGGAAUGAAGGAACAGAUGAAGCCUUCAUGAGCUGUCCUCUUUUUUUUUUUUUUUCUUCUGUCUUCCUUUCCUUUUUUUUUUUUUUUUUUCCUCCCCCAAGAGGAAGAAUUGCUUUUCUCAUACAAGUAUAUGUGUUUCUGGGAUCCUCUUUGUUAUAAGCUGCCCUUCUAACCUGAAGGAUACCCAGAUUUCUCUUUUGAAAGAACGAGGAGGAAAAUACUACCCUCGCCUUCCCCAAAGGGUGGAGCUUAUGGGCCGAAUGUUAUAUAUACAGACACGUGUGAGUUUCUGGGCCUGCAGGAGGCUCCUACCUCCUGAUGCUGAUGCGUAUGCUGAGCUGGGCUGGGUAUGUGUUGAGUGGUUGAGGACUCAAGCACUUCGGCCCCAGACUUGGAGUCAUUGUGAGACAGUAUGAUUUUUUUAAAAAAUUGUUUCAUCAGGUCCAGAAAAAAACAGUGUCCAUUGAUUUUGGUGUGUGGUGUGUCAGCAGCUCACAGCAAUGACGCUGGGUGGUUUCCGGACCUGGCUGAGUUGUGGCUUCACGACAGAACACUUAUCUUACAGCGAGUGAACAGAGGCAGGGGCAACCGCCAAACCCCCUUACCCAGAUGCACUUUAAAAAGCCACUCAUGCUUUGGCUGAAACUGUAAUUAAUUUAUUUUAUGUACAAUAAAAGCUCAUUUAAAGAGA
Phacochoerus africanus (Common warthog) is the source of this 1958-nucleotide messenger RNA. It is a transcript of the gene RASL11B, whose product is annotated as RAS like family 11 member B. The record is from RefSeq and is a predicted model, not a curated record. Gene Ontology annotation, molecular function: GTPase activity; GTP binding. Bases 165 to 911 code for a protein of 248 amino acids. Lineage: Eukaryota; Metazoa; Chordata; Mammalia; Artiodactyla; Suidae. The transcript has 4 exons.